AUGACACAGGCAGUUGGGAACCCUUCUACCUACUCUGCAAGGUCUGCGAUGUUUCUAGAUGCCUCAAGGUGUCCAUCCCAGGUGGCAACCCUGCCACAAUUUCCAAGUCCCUGGAGACUGGACUCAUCCUGGUCGAUUGAAAUCUUGCCGAACAUCACCGUCGAUCAGGAUGAGCCAAAAUCCCCAACGGGAUAUCACCCUGUGCCCUGCAAGGUCUGCGAUGUUUCUAGAUGCCUCAAGGUGUCCAUCCCAGGUGGAACCUUCAUCAAACUGUCUAAGUCCUCUGGAGACUGGGCUCAUCCUGGUCGAUUGAAAUCUUGCCGAACAUCACCGUCGAUCAGGAUGAGCCAAAAUCCCCAAAGAGAUAUGAACCCGCGCCCUGCAAGGUCUGCGGUGUUUCUAUAUGAGUCAAGAUAUCCAAUUUGGAGUGGCAAUCCCGCCACACAAUCCAAGACCCCUAGGGAUUCGGCUCAUCCUGGUCCAUUGAAAUCUUGCCGAACAUCACCGUCGAUCAGGAUGAGCCCAAAUCACCAAAAGGAUAUGACCUCCCGCGUUAGAUCGCGCUACAAAACAGCGACUCGUUCUUGA
This is a messenger RNA of Botrytis deweyae, 588 nucleotides long. RefSeq lists its product as uncharacterized. The record is from RefSeq and is a predicted model, not a curated record. The transcript has a single exon. NCBI's taxonomy places the organism in Eukaryota, Fungi, Ascomycota, Leotiomycetes, Helotiales, Sclerotiniaceae. Bases 1 to 588 code for a protein of 195 amino acids.